Messenger RNA from Labrus mixtus (cuckoo wrasse), 1542 nucleotides. RefSeq names its product sphingosine-1-phosphate phosphatase 2 (gene sgpp2). Gene Ontology annotation, cellular component: endoplasmic reticulum membrane. The record is from RefSeq and is a predicted model, not a curated record. The coding region runs from base 184 to 1380 and encodes 398 amino acids. The transcript is spliced from 5 exons. Gene Ontology annotation, molecular function: sphingosine-1-phosphate phosphatase activity. Lineage: Eukaryota; Metazoa; Chordata; Actinopteri; Labriformes; Labridae. Gene Ontology annotation, biological process: phospholipid dephosphorylation; sphingosine metabolic process.
CUGCGCACACCUGUCGCGCACAGCAGCCGCACCUGUGUAAAACUCAGUCCCACCCCGGGCCGGGCACACACAUCACCUUUCUUUGCCUCACCUGCUCAGUGAACACAGCAGCACGCUCCUACAACUACAACAACAACAACUACUACUGCUGCUGCUGCUUCACCUGUGUCUCUGUCACCUGACAUGCUGGAGCUCCUGGCUUACCUGCAUGGUUCGGAGCUCGUGGCCCGGUUCCAGAGACGAUGCGGACUCAUCCUGGUCGACGCCGCGAAUCACAGUCAAGGGAGCACGCGCUCUCACCUCACCGGAACCCUGGACCAUGCAGACAAAUCACGUGAGAGAAGAUUGGACCGCCAGGAUAGGAAUUCAAAUUAUACACACAAGGGGAACGGAUGUGCUUCUGCAGGCUGCAGCAGGCCGCAGUACGAGGUGAGGAACCUGAUACUGCACUACCUCUUCCUGUUGUCGGCAGGCCUGGGCCACGAAAUCUUCUACAUCACCUGUCUGCCCUGCAUACACUGGAACCUGGACCCGUUCCUGUGCCGACGCCUCGUCAACAUGUGGACAGUGGUAAUGUACAUCGGCCAGGUGACGAAAGAUUUACUGAAGCUGCCUCGUCCUCUCUCGCCCCCUGUGGUCAAGCUGGAGACGCGUGUUGAUGCCGAGUACGGACUGCCCUCCACCCACGCCAUGUCUGCCACAGCGAUCUCCUUCACACUUUUACUGAGCGCUCCGUCCAGGAUACAGUUCCAGUUCGAGGUGGGUCUGCUGAUCGCCGUGACGCUGUCUUCCUUGGUGUGUCUGAGCCGCCUCUACACCGGCAUGCACUCAAUUUUGGAUGUGGUAUGUGGUGCUCUCAUCUCAUUCGUUCUCCUGUAUGUCACCUACCCGUACUGGGAAACUCUCGACCACUUCCAGCUCAGCAGCCCCGUCUCCCCCGUCGUGGCGUUGUUACUGCCCCUGUUCCUCAGCUACACGUACCCGGAGCUGGACCGUUACACCACCACACGAGGGGAUACGACCACCAUACUUGGAGCCGGCGCCGGGUGUUCAAUUGGAUACUGGGUGAACGAGCUGCUGGGGCAGACUUUUGAGCCCCAGGGGGAGUUACCUGUACCUCUACCCACUCUGACAGUAGCUGGACUGCCACUGGGUUUUGCACGCUUCCUCCUGGGCGUCGUAGUGUUACUGGGAACUCGGCAGGUUGUAAAGACAUUGAGCCUGCGGGUGUUGUACUCGUGGUACAGGGUGCCAAAAAAUGACGACGGCGCCAGGAGGAGGAGGGAGAUUGAGGUGCCGUCUAAGUUUGCCACAUACACGUCUGUCGGACUUGUCAACUCUAUACUGGUCAACAGAAUUUUCCUUCUGCUGGGGCUUUGACAAGGAAAUCAAGAAUGUACAGUUUGAAGAUGUGAAACUGCAACCACCUCAUAUUUAUUUACAACGAGAAUCAAAUGAUCUUUUGUUACUUUCUUUUACACAUAACUUUUGCUUGUGAUGAUUCUGUGCUGGCUGAAAGCAAAUUAAAGUUUUGCUCAAAUA